Stegastes partitus (bicolor damselfish) is the source of this 2034-nucleotide messenger RNA. Its product is annotated as fibromodulin. The record is from RefSeq and is a predicted model, not a curated record. Gene Ontology annotation, molecular function: protein binding. Lineage: Eukaryota; Metazoa; Chordata; Actinopteri; Pomacentridae. Bases 78 to 1118 code for a protein of 346 amino acids. The transcript is spliced from 3 exons.
UCUCAGUCGCUGAAAGACACAGGCAACGUGAACGUGAGGGAGCAGGCAUCGUCUCAGAUCCACCAACUGCAGUGAUAAUGCAGACAGCAGUGCUACUCCUCUUAAUGGGAAUAGUGGAGCUGAGCAUCGGACAGCGUUACAGUCAAUUCCAGUGGCUGUCCCAUCUGCGAGGGCGACGCCGGCAUGCUGGCUGGCAGGCUGACAGCGUGGAUUGCCCCCUGGAGUGCGACUGCCCCCCUGCCUACCCUACAGCUAUGUACUGCCACAGCCGCAACCUUCAGCACGUUCCUUACGUCCCCUCACACAUAAAGUACGUCUACUUGCAGCGGAACCAGCUCACGGGCAUCCAGGACGGGGUGUUCGACAACGCCACCAACUUGGUCUGGGUGGUUUUGUUUCACAAUCAGCUCAACUCAGACAAGAUCGGCAAGAACGUCUUCAGCAAGCUCAAGAACCUGGAUCGACUCUUCUUGGACCACAACGAGCUCACCCGCGUGCCUCCUAACUUGCCCAAAGGCAUCACAGACCUGCGACUUGGUCACAACAAGAUCUCGAAAAUCCUCUCCAGCUCAUUCGAGGGGAUGACCAACCUCACUAGCCUUCAUCUCCAGGCGAAUGACCUAGAGGACGUUGGGGGUGUGUUCAAGGGACUCAAGUCGCUGACCAUGCUGGAUAUGAGAAAAAACAAGCUGCAAAAAGUUCCCGACAACCUGCCUGAGAGGGUGCAUCAGCUCUACCUGGAGUUUAACAGCAUAGCGAGUGUGCCGUCAGGCUUUCUCUCGGUGCAUCCCAAACUGCAGUUUUUCCGCUUGGCUCAUAAUAAGCUGACUGAUAAAGGCCUUCCGUCCAGUGUCUUCAACAUCAGCACACUGGUUGAGCUUGACCUGUCCUUCAACAAACUGGAGAGGAUCCCUGUGGUUAGCAGGAACCUGGAGAACCUUUACUUGCAAGCCAAUAAGAUCAAAGAGUUCUCCCUGAGCAGCUUCUGCAGCACUGUUGACAUGACAAACUUCUCCAAGCUGAAAAUGCUGCGGCUGGAUGCCAAUCAGAUCAGUGCCAAAGACAUUCCUGCUGAAGCUGCCUACUGUUUGCGGCGUGUUGCCUUUAUAGAUGUGUAGCUUCCUGAUGUCGCUCACCAACAUUUAAUACUUUCUUUACUAGCAAACUUUUUUUUUUUUUUAUCAUACAUCAUUACAUUUUUUCUUAUGUUGUUCACUGUCCUUUCUAUUGAAACAUAGUUGAGACAGUGUUUUGUUGAACUUUUAUUAUUAUUAUUAGUAAUUAAACAGUUACUGUAUUAAUCAACGGGAAAUAAUGUGAACCAGAUGACAGAGAGCGACGAGAUAUGGCUCUUACACACACACACACACACACACACACACACACACACACACACACACACAUUUAUAUAUAAGUUGUAGCUAAUGAACUUUAGUUCUGAUUGUAGCAUUAUCUGUAUAAAACUGCCAAUAAUCUGUGUGAGAAUCAGUUUGCAUCUUUGCCUCCACCGUGUGGCACAAGGUGAUAAAACAACAAGCUGAACCACAAUAAUACUCAUUAAAACUCUUUUAGAAAAGUCAUCUUUUAGCAUAUAAUCAGUAAUGGACACUGAAUAAUGUAUUUCUAGUUUGAUUGUACUUGUUUUUCAGUCCAGUGAAUAUUUUUUUUUAGUAACAUUUGAAACACCACAGGGAAGUGUUUUUGUAACUGAUGAAACAUCUGUUUCUCUUCAGAGGAGAUUCCUAAAUUUUCAAAGUUAUGAUUGAAUAGCUGUUUUCUGAUUGUUUAAUUCACAGUCUUCAUAGUCACUUGUAAGAAUUUCUCUCACUGGGGUGUAAUUUCUGAGCCAGCCUGUAUGUCACUGUAUCUCACAGAGAAGUGGUUGUUUACCACAUUCAGACAAUAAACUAUUGUAAGGAUUGACACUACUUAGUGUGUAUCCAUUUUUCUGGAGGGCUAUGAAUUGUACAAUUGUUUCAAGUGAUUAUUUUUUUUCUUGGAAUCUUGACCUAUUAAUACAUCUCGGAACACAAA